Messenger RNA from Arabidopsis lyrata subsp. lyrata, 1586 nucleotides. RefSeq names its product protein SCAI. The transcript has 6 exons. Gene Ontology annotation, cellular component: nucleus. Gene Ontology annotation, biological process: DNA-templated transcription. Lineage: Eukaryota; Viridiplantae; Streptophyta; Magnoliopsida; Brassicales; Brassicaceae. The record is from RefSeq and is a predicted model, not a curated record. Gene Ontology annotation, molecular function: transcription corepressor activity.
CCCCAGAUUAAAAAAAAAAAAACAAACCAAAAUCGAUUAGACAAAUUUCGUUGGUAAACCGCUCGGUACAAUAGUCAUCCAAAAGUCGGAUUCGCCGAUCUAGAAGACGACGACGACGACCAAACACUCCGAUCAACGGUCCUCCGAUUCUCUCUCUCUCUCUCUCUCUCUCUCUCUCUCUCUCUGAAGAGUGACCGCUUUCGUCGUGACCUGAGAAAUGUCGCAGCAAAUCAGCGGUAAUAAUAUCCCGCUGAGUGAAGUUUACUGGUCUCUUGUUAACAAAGCCGAUAAGAAAUUCUCCAAGAUCAGAGACUUGCCCUUCUAUGAACGCUCCAGGUAUGAAAACUAUUUCUUCAAGGUAUUCAAAGUAUACACACAGUUAUGGAAGUUUCAGCAAGAGAAUCGGCAGAAGCUUGUUGAAGCUGGACUUAAGAGAUGGGAGAUUGGAGAGAUCGCAUCUCGAAUUGCACAGCUUUACUAUGGACAUUAUAUGCGGACAAGUGAUGCCGGUUACUUAUCCGAGUCUUAUGUAUUCUACGAAGCAAUACUCACUAGAGAGUACUUCAAAUAAGGAUUGUUUCAGGAUAUUAAUAUUGCAAACAAACAGCUACGGUUUCUUGCAAGGUUUCUUAUGGUGUGUUUGGUCCUUGGCCGCCGUGAGAUGGUGCAUCAACUUGUUGAUCAGUUUAAACGGUUGAUAGAUGAAUGCAAGAGGACAUUCCAGGAAACCGAUUUUAAAGAAUGGAAGGUUGUGGCGCAGGACAUAGUUAGAUUUCUGAAAUCUGACACUGCAUUUAUGAACACUAGACCUCUAAGAUACAGUCUUGUUCUGGAUCCUAAUCUGGAUGCUGGUACACCGCGUGCUAGUAGAUCUUUAAGGUUGACGGAUGCAAUCUUGAGCAGCUAUUAUUAUAACGAGGUCAAGUAUUCGGAGCUCACGCUCGAUUCUUUUAGGAUGCUUCAAUGCUUAGAGUGGGAACCGAGUGGUUCACUAUAUCAAUCAACUGGUGCUAAAAUGGGUCUGAAUGCUCCCGUUGGAGUUUCUCGUAUUAACUCCCAGAGCAUGAAUGAUCCUACUUUGCCACCUAACCCUCGCAAAGCUGUCCUUUAUCGUCCAUCCAUAACACAUUUUUUGGCUGUUUUGGCCACUAUUUGUGAGGAGCUUCCUUCUCAUGGCAUUCUUUUAUUAUAUCUGUCUGCUUCUGGCAAGAAUGGACAGAUUUCAUCAUCUCCUUUGAGUGCUAGAAGUGCAACCAAUGUUGAGGAGAAUAUCUUGAGAGACUUUGAAUCUCACACAAUCACACAAGAGAGAGACCCAUCACUUCAAAUUACCCCAUCUGGUCAGUCUUUGAGGCAAAUCAGUGAGGACGCAGUCAGUACCCCAUGUGGUCUGUCUUUUGGCAGUCAUGGGCUCACAGGUAUCCACUCCAUAAUUCUUGAAACUUUUAUGUAAACAUCCAUUAGGCGAUAUGCAUGUAGAGAGGAUCCAUGUAUAUCUUCUAGAGGGCAGAAGGAGGAUACUUGUAAGAGAAAAAUCUUUGAUAAAAUUGGACCUUUGUGAUAAUUCCAAUUAAAUAUGUUUCGUA